AUGCCCAUAUAUAGUGUGCGACGCUCUUUCUUUUUACACAGUUUACUCUCCGUUAGUCAGCACCUCUACAAACAUUUGGGUGUGAGUCAACUCAUUUGGGGGGGAUGCUUUUUAUUCAGGGAGACCGGGUAAUAUAUUUGAUCCAGAUGUUAGUAAUAUCUACAGUCCGAGCCGAGACAAGACUGAAUUCAGACAGCCCCCUGUAUUGAGUUUGAACUCUAACCAUCAUCCCUCUCUCUCGUUCUCUCUCUCUCCCUCCACAGUGUGUCCCUCCACCUGUAAGCAUCGGGCCUGUACCCAGCAUGGCCACUGCUGCCAUGACCAGUGUCUGGGGGGCUGCUUGGAGGCAGGCAACGCCAGCAGCUGUGUGGCCUGCCAGAACCUCCAGCACCAGGACACCUGCGUAGACCGCUGUCCCCAGGGAUACUACACCUUCAAGGGCUGGCGAUGUGUCUCUCUCUCCUUCUGCCAGGACCUCCACAAUCAGUGCAAGAAUGGAAAGAGCAGCGACUGCCACGAGUACGUCAUCCACAACAAAGCCUGCAUCCCAGAGUGCCCCUCAGGAUACACCACCAUCAACUCUACCACGUAAGUCUUAUAUCUAUAACUUGACAGCCAUAUACCACCAUCAACUCUACCAUGUAAGUCUUAGAUCUAUGACAUGACAAGCCGUAUACUAGGGGUUUAACGAUUCACCAAUACGCAUCGGCCCCCUGUUCAAAUGUUUAAGAUAUGAGUACAUACAGUGGGGGAAAAAAGUAUUUAGUCAGCCACCAAAUGUGCAAGUUCUCCCACUUAAAAAGAUGAGAGAGGCCUGUUAUUUUCAUCAUAGGUACACGUCAACUAUGACAGACAAAAUGAGGGAAAAAAAUCCAGAAAAUCACAUUGUAGGAUUUUUAAUGAAUUUAUUUGCAAAUUAUGGUGGAAAAUAAGUAUUUGGUCAAUAACAAAAGUUUCUCAAUACUUUGUUAUAUACCCUUUGUUGGCAAUGACACAGGUCAAACGUUUUCUGUAAGUCUUCACAAGGUUUUCACACACUGUUGCUGGUAUUUUGGCCCAUUCCUCCAUGCAGAUCUCCUCUAGAGCAGUGAUGUUUUGGGGCUGUCGCUGGGCAACAUGGACUUUCAACUCCCUCCAAAGAUUUUCUAUGGGGUUGAGAUCUGGAGACUGGCUAGGCCACUCCAGGACCUUGAAAUGCUUCUUACGAAGCCACUCCUUCGUUGCCCGGGCGGUGUGUUUGGGAUCAUUGUCAUGCUGAUAGACCCAGCAAUGUUUCACCUUCAAUGCCCUUGCUGAUGGAAGGAGGUUUUCACUCAAAAUCUCACGAUACAUGGCCCCAUUCAUUCUUUCCUUUACACGGGUCAGUCGUCCUGGUCCCUUUGCAGAAAAACAGCCCCAAAGCAUGAUGUUUCCACCCCCAUGCUUCACAGUAGGUAUGGUGUUCUUUGGAUGCAACUCAGCAUUCUUUGUCCUCCAAACACGACGAGUUGAGUUUUUACCAAAAAGUUAUAUUUUGGUUUCAUCUGACCAUAUGACAUUCUCCCAAUCCUCUUCUGGAUCAUCCAAAUGCACUCUAGCAAACUUCAGACAGGCCUGGACAUGUACUGGCUUAAGCAGGGGGACACGUCUGGCACUGCAGGAUUUGAGUCCCUGGCGGCAUAGUGUGUUACUAAUGGUAGGCUUUGUUACUUUGGUCCCAGCUCUCUGCAGGUCAUCCACUAGGUCCCCCCGUGUGGUUCUGGGAUUUUUGCUCACCAUUCUUGUGAUCAUUCUGACCCCACGGGGUGAGAUCUUGCGUGGAGCCCCAGAUCGAGGGAGAUUAUCAGUGGUCUUGUAUGUCUUCCAUUUCCUAAUAAUUGCUCCCACAGUUGAUUUCUUCAAACCAAGCUGCUUACCUAUUGCAUAUUCAGUCUUCCCAGCCUGGUGCAGGUCUACAAUUUUGUUUCUGGUGUCCUUUGACAGCUCUUUGGUCUUGGCCAUAGUGGAGUUUGGAGUGUGACUGUUUGAGGUUGUGGACAGGUGUCUUUUAUACUGAUAACAAGUUCAAACAGGUGCCAUUAAUACAGGUAACGAGUGGAGAACAGAGGAGCCUCUUAAAGAAGAAGUUACAGAGCCAGAAAUCUUGCUUGUUUGUAGGUGAACAAAUACUUAUUUUCCACCAUAAUUUGCAAAUAAAUUCAUAAAAAAUCCUACAAUGUGAUUUUCUGGAGAGAAAAAAAUCUUAAUUUGUCUGUCAUAGUUGACGUGUACCUAUGAUGAAAAUUACAGGCCUCUCUCAUCUUUUUAAGUGGGAGAACUUGUACAAUUGGUGGCUGACUAAAUACUUUUUUUCCCCACUGUAGGUCCGCGGGACUCCAAACCCAUCCAAAUGUAGCAUGCAUUGGUCAGGAAAUUGAUUCAAACAUUAUGAAUUGCCAGUUCACUAAGUGUUUUUGCUCAAUUUACUAUAACUUCCCGGCCUCCCGAGUGGCGCAGCGGUCUAAGGCACUGCAUCGCAGUGCUUGAGGCAUCACUACAGACGCGGGUUUGAUCCCAGGCUGUAUCACAGCCGACCGUGACCGGGAGACCCAUGAGGCGACGCACAAUUUACCCAGUGUCGUCCGGGUCAGGGGAGGGUUUGGCCUGCUGGGAUUUCCUUGUCCCAUCGCGCUCUAGCGACUCCUUGUGGCGGGCCAGGCACCUGCAAGCUGACUCCGGCCGCCAGCUGGACGGAGUUUCCUCCAACACAUUGGUGCGGCUGGCUAACGGGUUAAGCGAGCAGUGUGUCAAGAAGCAGUGCGGCUUGGCAGGGUCGUGUUUCGGAGGACGCAUGGCUCUCGACCUUUGCCUCUCCCGAGUCCGUUGUGGAGUUGCAGCGAUGGGACAAGACUGUAACUACCAAUUGGAUAUCAUGAAAAAGGGCAAAAAAAUAAUUGUACGAAUAAUUUACUAUACCUUCCGAAAAAAUACUGCGUCCUCUCCUUCAGCGUCGAACUAAGCAUGUAAUUGUGUUGACAGUCAUUGAUCGACAAGUCAUAUUGCAUGCCGAACAACAACCCUAGCCUAGUCAAACUGUGCAGCUUCGCAUGCUGACCAACGAGAGGUAGGCCUAUUUCUGAUCUGGCACAUCUGCGGGUCACCUUCAGCAUUCAAAAUGUUUGUAAAAUGGGUUGGCUUUAUUAGUUGUGUGGCAGACCGGGGGUUCGAUCAAGACGUUUACACAGAUCCGACAUGGACACAAGUGCGAUACCUCAGUUUCAAGGGUGUUUAUUUAAAACAAUGAAGAAAAAGAAAAGAAACCGGUCUCCUCCAGGAGACCUCCUCCGGGUUACCGUCUUCUGGGCUCCGGGGAAUGCUGUAUUCUCUGGGGUAGAACACAGAGCCCCUCGGUUCGAUCAGACCGUGAGGACGUCUGUCCGGUAGCAACCUCUCACUACCUCCAACCCUCCCGUGUGCUGCCCUCCUAGCAGCUUUAUGGGCCCCGUACGGCUGGUGAGCAAUCAGCCCCUUCAUUACUCACCAGACUCAAUCAGCCCCAAUUAAUCCUGGCCAGAGGACCCGUCGAGACCUGGCACAUCCAGCAGAGAGAGCCACCGCCGCGUGAUAUAGACUCCGUCUGUCACCAGGCCUCGACGAGUCUCCCCCUGGUGGCUUGUCCGUGGUACGCCGCAGUUGAGUGACAACCAAUGUAAUUUGCUAGGUUAUUUUGAUCAAAUGCCUAAACUACCCCCGGAGAGAACUCUCAUCUGGCUAUACAGGCUGAUCAUUAGAUUUCAUUUCGAUUGUUCAGGUUCAUCAUCAGCAAUAGUUUUGGUAGUUUUGCUUGAAACAAUCAUUUUAUUUUUUAUUUUUUAUAUGCUGGGUCAAGUUGAUCAUUUCAUAAUGAGGACAACAAUAACUUUUGCUACAUUUUUUUACAUUUUACAUUUUAGUCAUUUAGCAGACGCUCUUAUCCAGAGCGACUUACAGUUAGUGAAUACAUUUUUUAUUUUUUUUUAUACUGGCCCCCCAUGGGAAACGAACCACCAACCCUGGCGUUGCAAACGCCAUGCUCUAUCAACUGAGCUACAUCCCUGCCGGCCAUUCCCUCCCCUACCCUGGACGACGCUGGGCCAAUUGUGCGCCGCCCAUCAGUCUCCCGGUCGCGGCCGGCUGCGACAGAGCCUGGAUUCGAACCAGGAUCUCUAGUAGCACAGUUAGCACUGCGAUGCAGUGCCUUAGACCACUGCGCCACUGCAUGGUUGAAGCGGGAGACUUUGAAGAAGAGAAGCUCACUCCAAGUAAUCAAAACUUCCAAACGGUCUAAACCAUUCGAUUAUGAGACGGGGGUGGAAUCCAAAGUUGUCCUAUAUACACUGCUCAAAAAAAUAAAGGCAACACUUAAACAACACAUCCUAGAUCUGAAUGAAUGAAAUAAUCUUAUUAAAUACUUUUUUCUUUACAUAGUUGAAUGUGCUGACAACAAAAUCACACAAAAAUUAUCAAUGGAUAUCAAAUGUAUCAACCCAUGGAGGUCUGGAUUUGGAGUCACCCUAUAAAUUAAAGUGGAAAACCACACUACAGGCUGAUCCAACUUUGAUGUAAUGUCCUUAAAACAAGUCAAAAUGAGGCUCAGUAGUGUGUGUGGCCUCCACGUGCCUGUAUGAUCUCCCUACAACGCCUGGGCAUGCUCCUGAUGAGGUGGCGGAUGGUCUCCUGAGGACUCUCCUCCCAGACCUGGACUAAAGCAUCCGCCAACUCCUGGACAGUCAGUGGUGCAACGUGGCGUUGGUGGAUGGAGCGAGACAUGAUGUCCCAGAUGUGCUCAAUUGGAUUCAGGUCUGGGGAACGGGCGGGCCAGUCCAUAGCAUCAAUGCCUUCCUCUUGCAGGAACUGCUGACACACUCCAGCCACUUGAGGUCUAGCAUUGUCUUGCAUUAGGAGGAACCCAGGGUCUGAGGAUCUCAUCUCGGUACCUAAUGGCAGUCAGGCUACCUCUGGCGAGCACAUGGAGGGCUGUGCGGCCCCCCAAAGAAAUGCCACCCCACACCAUGACUGACCCACCGCCAAACCGGUCAUGCUGGAGGAUGUUGCAGGCAGCAGAACGUUCUCCACGGCGUCUCCAGACUCUGUCACGUCUGUCACAUGUGCUCAGUGUGAACCUGCUUUCAUCUAUGAAGAGCACAGGGCGCCAGUGGCGAAUUUGCCAAUCUUGGUGUUCUCUGGCAAAUGCCAAACGCCCUGCACGGUGUUGGGCUGUAAGCACAACCCCCACCUGUGGACGUCGGGCCCUCAUACCACCCUCAUGGAGUCUGUUUCUGACCGUUUGAGCAGACACAUGCACAUUUGUGGCCUGCUGGAGGUCAUUUUGCAGGGCUCUGGCAGUGCUCCUCCUGCUCCUCCUUGCACAAAGGCGGAGGUAGCGGUCCUGCUGCUGUGUUGUUGCCCUCCUACGGCCUCCACCACGUCUCCUGAUGUACUGGCCUGUCUCCUGGUAGCGCCUCCAUGCUCUGGACACUACACUGACAGACACAGCAAACCUUCUUGCCACAGCUCGCAUUGAUGUGCCAUCCUGGAUGAGCUGCACUACCUGAGCCAUUUGUGUGGGUUGUAGACUCCGUCUCAUGCUACCACUAGAGUGAAAGCACCUCCAGCAUUCAAAAGUGACCAAAACAUCAGCCAGGAAGCAUAGGAACUGAGAAGUGGUCUGUGGUCACCACCUGCAGAACCACUUCUUUAUUGGGGGUGUCUUGAUAAUUGCCUAUAAUUUCCACCUGUUGUCUAUUCCAUUUGCACAACAGCAUGUGAAAUGUAUUGUCAAUCAGUGUUGCUUCCUAAGUGGACAGUUUGAUUUCACAGAAGUGUGAUUGACUUGGAGUUACAUUGUGUUAUUUAAGUGUUCAUUUUAUUUUUUUGAGCAGUGUAUAUUCAUUGGCUAUGUCAUAGCAAAUUUGUAAAGAUAAAUAUUGAUACAUUACUGUAACGUAUACGCAGGGAGUCAGGAAGCAGGUGCAGAAGGUUCAGCCGCCUCGCUGUCCGUAUGUACUCCAGGUUCCGAUGGUCAGUGAGGAUGAGACAUGAGUCCUUGGCACCCUCCAGCCAGUGUCUCCACUCCUCUAAUGCCAAAUUCACCGCCAAGAGCUCCUGGUCGCCGACGUCAUAGUUCCUCUCAGCAGGAGACAGUUUUUUUUUUGUAGUAUGCACAUGGAUACAAUUUCUGUGGGUUACCUUGACGUUGGGACAGGAUGGCCCCCACGCCCACUGCUGAAGCGUCCACCUCCACCACGAAGGGCAGCAUAGGAUCUGGGUUUUCUGCAACGGGGCGGAGGUGAAACACCCCUUCAGUAUACGGAAGGCGUCAUCGGCUGUAAGACUCCACACCAACUUACAGGUACCACCCUUGAGGUGAGAGGAGAGGCGAUAGAGCUGAAGUUCCUAAUGAAGCAGCGGCAGAAGUUGGCAAACCCCAAACACCAUCGUAGCCCCUUUAUGGGACUGGCCAUGACCUGACUGCAUCGACCUUCCUCUCCUCCAUCAUCACUCCCCGUGGACUGAUCUGGUAUCCUCAGAAGUAGACAGCAACCUGAUGGAACUGGCACUUCUCCGCUUUCACAUACAGGUGAUCCUCCAGGGGGCGAUCCAGGACUACUCUGACAUGGGCGAUGUGAUCCUCCAAGGUGGCCGAGUAGACCAGGAUGUUGUUGAUAUACACGACCACCUGGCGCCCGAGCAUGUCGCGGAACACUUCGUUAAUGAAUGCCUGGAACACCGACGGAGCAUUGGCUAAUCCAUAAGGCAUCACCGUUUUCCAUUAAUCCAAUUUGGUUUUAAAAAACGGGCACCGCGGAGCUGUUCGAUCGCAGCCGGCACCAACGGAAGAGGGUAGCGGUACUUAUUGGUGAUUGAAUUGAGGACUCUGUAAUCAAUACACGGGCGUAGACCUCCGUCCUUCUUGGCCACGAAGAACAAGCCUGCCAAAGCAGUGGAGGAGGAGGUGCGGAUGAAACCAAGAGCCAUGAACCUCUCAUUGGAACCCAGCUCCUCCUCUCCUCUCUCCCAGACGGCCGUAGCCCACUCCAAAGCCUUUCCGGUCAGCAGGGAAAUGACCGUGGCAACCUUGGACCUCUCGGUGGUGGGGGCUCCUGUCUGAUGGGCGAAAUAGAGAGAGCACUGGAGUAGGAAGCCACGGCAUUUCGAUGGAGUCCCGUCAUAUUUGUACGGGAGGUUGCCACGGUCAUGUGAUAUCGCUGACCCUGGGUGGACUGCUGGAUGGGCUGGGGGACUGGCUCUCUGGGACGACUCGUGGUAGAGGAUCCUCCGCUAGUUGGAGAUGAAUCCUCUCAGGUGUUGUCGAGAUGGUGGAGAACGCGGAGGACCGUAUCCAUUACCGUAACCAGUUAAGCCAGCUGGUCGUGGUGUUGACGGAGUAGGUGUUCCUGUUCGUCGACCAUCUGGGAGAUAUCCUUAACUUCUGCAGAUUCCAUAUCUUGAGAGGCAUUAUUCUGUAACGUAUACGCAGGGAGUCAGGAAGCAGGUGCAGAAGGUGAGUUUAAUAAUAAGAAACAUGAAGAUAAUCAAAACAGGAAUAGCGUAUUGAACGUAAACAAAACCAAUACUGCCUGAAGACUGAGGCUACUGAGGGCUAAAUAAAGGGAGAGUAAUCAGGGUGAUGAUGAAGUCCAGGUGUGCUUAACGAUGUGGAGCAGGUGUGCACAAUGAUGGUUGUCAGGUGUGCGUAAUGAGGGUUGCCAGGACCGGUGGUUAGCAGACCGGCGACGUUGAGCACCGGAGCGGGAGUAGGCGUGACAAUUACUAGCUCUAAAAAAAAAAUGCUGCAAAACUAACAAAUUAUGUAGUGGGUGAUGAUGAUUUCAGAUCAAAAGUGGGGUGGGACAAAAAGCAAACAUUUCCCCCCCCCCCCCCCCCCUAACUGAUAGUGGGCUGGUAGAUGCCCCGUUUCCCUUAUGGCUCAGCUCAGGUGCCUACAUACACCAUCUACAUCAUUUACACACACACACACACAAACAGAAGUCAGCUCAGACAGAUACAGCUCAGAGAGGCCCAGCUCAUGAACUCCAUCAGCAGCAGAUUUUAAUUUAGAAUGGAAAAUGAAUGUGUUUAUGCAACAAAUGUUAGUGCAUCGUAUCGAACCGAAUCACAUCGAUUCGUUUCAAAGUAAAAUGUAUCGUUCCUGUAUCGUAUCGGAGCCCAUGUACUGUAUCUAGAUACAUAUCGAAUCGUCUUGAAAGGGAAAGAUGCACAUCCCACCAUAUACCACCAUCAACUCUACCAUGUAAGUCUUAGAUCUAUAACUUGACAGCCAUAUACCACCAUUAACUCUCGAAAACUCUAGGCGGCAUUCUGCCUUCUUCCUACAGUUUUCAGCUGUUAGCUUCACCCAUGACUGGCUCAUGUGAACUAGAAUCCCGACGCUGUGUUUUAACGUUUAGAAACGUCAAUAAUAAUAAUAAUUGUCGCUUGCGAUACGGCUUUCGAAACAUAUGGCCAUUAUCUUUCAUCAGCGAGAAAGAAUCCUUCAAAUAAAAAAGAUACACUUACUGUAGUAUUUUUGCACAGAUCUAUACAGCUAUGGGUGCCUCCAUCCAAUGAAACUACACUUCCGCUACUCUUCCAGAGUUAUCCUUACACACAGGUGUUCGGAGCACGCUAGAUACAGUGGGGAAAAAAAGUAUUUAGUCAGCCACCAAUUGUGCAACUUCUCCCACUUAAAAAGAUGAGAGAGGCUUGUAAUUUUCAUCAUAGGUACACGUCACCUAUGACAGACAAAUUGAGGGAAAAACAAUCCAGAAAAUCAACAUUGUAGGAUUUUUUAUGAAUUUAUUUGCAAAUUAUGGUGGAAAAUAAGUAUUUGGUCACCUACAAACAAGCAAGAUUUCUGGCUCUCACAGACCUGUAACUUCUUCUUUAAGAGGCUCCUCUGUCCUCCACUCGUUACCUGUAUUAAUGGCACAUGUUUGAACUUGUUAUCAGUAUAAAAGACACCUGUCCACAACCUCAAACAGUCACACUCCAAACUCCACUAUGGCCAAGACCAAAGAGCUGUCAAAGGACACCAGAAACAAAAUUGUAGACCUGCACCAGGCUGGGAAGACUGAAUCUGCAAUAGGUAAGCAGCUUGGUUUGAAGAAAUCAACUGUGGGAGCAAUUAUUAGGAAAUGGAAGACAUACAAGACCACUGAUAAUCUCCCUCGAUCUGGGGCUCCACGCAAGAUCUCACCCCAUGGGGUCAAAAUGAUCACAAGAACGGUGAGCAAAAAUCCCAGAACCACACAGGGGGACCUAGUGAAUGACCUGCAGAGAGCUGGGACCAAAGUAACAAAGCCUACCAUCAGUAACACACUACGCCGCCAGGGACUCAAAUCCUGCAGUGCCAGACGUGUCCCCCUGCUUAAGCCAGUACAUGUCCAGGCCCGUCUGAAGUUUGCUAGAGUGCAUUUGGAUGAUCCAGAAGAGGAUUGGGAGAAUGUCAUAUGGUCAGAUGAAACCAAAAUAUAACUUUUUGGUAAAAACUCAACUCGUCGUGUUUGGAGGACAAAGAAUGCUGAGUUGCAUCCAAAGAACACCAUACCUACUGUGAAGUAUGGGGGUGGAAACAUCAUGCUUUGGGGCUGUUUUUCUGCAAAGGGACCAGGACGACUGAUCCGUGUAAAGGAAAGAAUGAAUGGGGCCAUGUAUCGUGAGAUUUUGAGUGAAAACCUCCUUCCAUUAGCAAGGGCAUUGAAGAUGAAACGUGGCUGGGUCUUUCAGCAUGACAAAUGGACACGAAGGAGUGGCUUGUAGAAGCAUUCAGUCUGGAGGGCCUAGCAGUCUCAAUCUCAACCCCUAGAAAUCUUUGAGGGAGUUGAAGUCGUGUUGCCCAGCCAGCCCCAAAACAUCACUGCUCUCGCAUGAGGAAUGGCCCCACACAGUGUGUGAAACUGUGAAGACUUACAGAAAAGGACUUGUCAUUGCCAACAAAGGGUAUAUAACAAAGUAUUGGAAACUUUUGUUUUGACCAAAUACUUAUUUCACAUUUUGCAAUACAUUAAAAAUCCUACAAUGUGAUUUUCAGGAAAACAUUUUCUCAUUUUGUCUGUCAUAGUUGACGUGUACCUAUGAUGAAAAUUAUAGGCCUCUCUCAUCUUUUUAAGUGGGAGAACUUGCACAAUUGGUGGCUGACUAAAUACUUUUUUCCCCCACUGUAGCUAAUUAGCACAGGUGGUCGCCUCUGUCUUCCGUCUGUUUUCCGUAAACAAGCACUGUAACAUGGAUAUAUGACCGUGUUGGAACACUAACCCUAUAAAGGUGUGUAUCAGUUUAACCUUUUUGUUAAUUAUUAUUAUUACUUCUCGUUUAUAUGAAAGAUAAGGUCCUUAUGCUUCCAAAACCGUACCGCAAGCGAUGUGUGUUAAUGUUGAGACAGAGUGUCGGGGCGCUUAACAAAACUCCCCCGUACAGAAGACGCCUUCGUCCAAUGACUCCAAUAACUCUUAUGUGUAAUGGAAUGGAACUGAGAGUCAUAAUCAAGGGCUAAUACCACCAUCAACUCUACCAUGUACGUGUCUGCUGUGAUGUCACACCAGGUGCCAUAGUGGACACAAACGUGCAGUGACAUACAGUCUAAUCACCAUUACAAACACGGCAGGAUCACAGCUGCACUCUGAAGUGUGUAGAGUCAUCAGGAUUCUACGUUGAUAGUCUUCGAUGUAGAUACACCACCAUCAACUCAACUACUUCAAUCUGAAGUCAGUGUACCACUGUCAACCCCUUCCAUACGUGUCAGCUCCAUCACCUGCGUCAGCAGCCAGCGACGUCAGCAGACACUACAGCACUCACUGAACCCAUACUGUGUACUGUACACCUCUACACGUAUCAUGGCUCACAGAACACAGUCAGCUUGCAGUCAGCUUCAGCUAGACUCAUAGUCAUUUGGUUAACAUAGUCUGUUUAUGUGGGUCAAAUCUGUUUGGGUGUUUUGUGGGCAACUCUUGUUUUGGCCACAUUAGUCACACCGACUGGGUGACACUACUGUCAUUUUCCAGCAGGACGUUAAACAGUCUCUACUCUACACACACUCCUUACACACACACACACACACACACACACACACACACACACACACACACUCCUUUCACACACACACACGCCCACUCAGAGUGACAACACCGACCGUGUGCCGUGCUCCUCUGUGUCCCCAAAUACUUUUCCCUGUUUGGCUCUGAGUGAGUGUCACCUGACGCUUUCACAGUAAACAGCAGGCUCUGGAACAGGAAGUGCACAGCGCCUCUGUUGGGUUUCAUUAGUCUGCUUGCCAAAAGCCACCCUAUUCCCUAUGUAGUCCACUUCUUUUGACCAGGGCCCAUAGGGUAGUGCACUAGUUUAUAUAGGGAAUAUGGUGCCAUUUGGGAUACAAAUCAAAUCAAAUUGUAUUUGUCACAUGCGCCAAAUAUAACCUAACCUUACCUUACUUAUAAGCAUUUAACCAACAAUGCAGUUUUAAGAAAAUAGAGUUAAUAAAAAAAUGUAACACAAUAAAAUAACAAUAACGAGGCUAUGUACAGGGGGUACAGGUACCGAGUCAAUGUGCGGGGGUACAGGUUAGUCGAGGUAAUUUGUAUAUGUAGGUAGGGAUAAAGUGACUAUGCAUAGAUAAUAAACAGCAAGUAGCAGCAGUGUCAAUGCAAAUAGUCUGGGUGGUCAUUUGUCUUAUGGCUUGGGGGUAGAGGCUGUUAAGGAGCCUUUUGGACCUAGACUUGGCACUCAAAUGAAAUCAAAUUGUAUUUGUCACAUACACGUGUUUAGCAGAUGUUAUAGCGGGUGUAGCGAAAUGCUUGUGCUUCUAGCUCCGACAGUGCAAUAAUAUCUAACAAGUAAUAUCAAACAAUUUCACAACACAUACCCAAUACACACAAAACUAGUAAGGAAUGGAAUUUAAGAAUAUAUACAUAUAUGGACAAGCAAUGACAGAGCGGCAUGGACUAAGAUACAGUAAAAUAUUAUAGAAUAGAAUACAGUAUAUACAUGAGAUGAGUAGUGCAAGAUAUGUAAACAUUAUUAAAGUGACUAGUGUUCCAUUUCUUAAAGUGGCCAGUGAUUUCAAUAGGCAGCAGCAGACUCUAAUGUGCUAGUGAUGGCUAUUUAACAGUCUAAUGGCCUUGAGAUAGAAGCUGUUCAUUCUCUCGGUCCCAGCUUUGAUGCACCUGUACUGACCUCGCCUUCUGGAUGAUAGCGGGGUGAACAGGCAGUGGCUCGGGUAGUUGAUGUCCUUGAUGAUCUUUUUCGCCUUCCUGUGACAUCGGGUGCUGUAUGUGUCUUGGAGGGCAGACCGCACCACCCUCUGGAGAGCCCUGCGGUUGCGGGCGUUGCAGUUGCCGUACCAGGUGGUGAUACAGCCCGACAGGAUGCUCUUAAUUGUGCAUCUGUAAAAGUUUGUGAGGGUUUUAGGUGCCAAGCCAAAUUUCUUCAGCCUCCUGAGGUUGAAGAGGCUCUGUUGCGCCUUCUUCACCACAUUGCCUGCGUGGGUGGACCAUUUCAGUUUGUCGGUAAUGUGUAUGACAAGGAACUUGAAGCUUUCCACCAUCUCCACUGCGGUCCCGUCGAUGUGGAUAGGGGGGUGCACCCUCUGCUGUUUCCUGAAGUCCAUGAUCAUCUCCUUUGUUUUGUUGAUGUUGAGUGAGAGGUUAUUUUCCUGGCACCACACUCCCAGAGGCCUCACCUUCUCCCUGUAGGCGGUCUCGUCAUUGUUGGUAAUCAAGCCUACUACUGUUGUGUCGUCUGCAAACUUGAUGAUUGAGUUGGAGGCGUGCUUGGCCACGCAGUCAUGGGUGAACAGGCAGUACAAGAUGGGGCUGAUUACGCACCCUUGUGGGGCCUCAGUGUUGAGGAUCAGCGAAGUGGAGAUGUUGUUUCCUACGUUCACCACCUGGGGGCAGCCCGUCAGGAAGUCCAGGACCCAGUUGCACAGGGCGGGGUUCAGACCCAGGGCCUCGAGCUUAAUGAUGAGCUUGGAGGGUACUAUGGUGUUGAAUGCUGAGCUAUAGUCAAUGAACAGCAUUCUUACAUAGGUAUUCCUCUUGUCCAGAUGGGAUAGGGCAGUGUGCAGUGUAAUGGCGAUUGCAUCGUCUGUGGAUCUAUUGGGGCGGUAAGCAAAUUGAAGUGGGUCUAGGGUGACAGGUAAGGUAGAGGUGAUAUGAUCCUUGACUAGUGCUACGGGGCGAUAGUCAUUUAGUUUUUGCUUAGUUGCUUAGUCACUUUGCUUUCUUGGGUACAGGAACAAUGGUGACCAUCUUGAAGCAUGUGGGAACAGCAUACUGGGAAAGGGAGAGAUUGAAUAUGUCUGUAAACACACCAGCCAGCUGGUCUGCGCAUGCUCUGAGGACGUGGCUAGGGAUGACGUCUGGGCCGGCAGCCUUGCGGGGAUUAACAUGCUUAAAUGUCUUAAUCACGUCGGCCUUGGAGAAGGAGAGGCCACAGUCCUUGGUAGUGGGCCUCGUCGGUGGCACUGUGUUAUCCUCAAAGCGGGCGAAGAAGGUGUUUAGCUUGUCUGGAAGCGAGACGUCGGUGUUGGCGACGUGGCUGGUUUUCCUUUUGUAGUCCGUGAUUGUCUGUAGACCCUGCCACAUACGUCUUGUGUCUGAGCCGUUGAAUUGCGACUCCACUUUGUCUCUAUACUGAUGUGUUGCCAGUUGAAUUGCCUUGUGGAGUGAGUAGCUACACUGUUUGUAUUCUGACAUAUUCCCAGUCACCUUGCCAUGGUUAAAUGCUGUGGUUCGCACUUUCAGUUUUGCGCGAAUGCUGCCAUCUAUCCACGAUUUCUGGUUAGGGUAGGUUUUAAUAGUCACAGUGGGCACAACAUCACCUAUACACUUCCUGAUAAACUCAGUAACCGUUUCAGUGUAUUCGUCUAGAUUAUUUUCGCAAGCUACCCAGAACAUAUCCUAGUUCUCGUGAUCAAAACAAUCUUGAAACGUGGAUUCCGAUUGGUCAGACCAGCGUUGAAUAGUCCUUAGCACGGGUAUUUCCUGUUUGAGUUUCUGCCUAUAGGAAGGGAGGAGCAAAAUGGAGUCGUGGCAGAUUUGCCGAAAGGAGGGCGGGGGAGGGCCUUAUAACCAUCCCGGAAGUUCGAAUAGCAAUGGUUAAGGAUUUUAGCAGCGCGAGUACAAGAGUCGAUAUGUUGAUAGAACUUCGGCAGCCUAGUCCUCAAAUUUGCUUUUUUAAAAUCCCCGGCUACAAUAAAUGCAGCCUCAGGAUAUGUGGUUCUAGUUUGCAUAAAGUCCAGUGAAGUUCUUUGAGGGCCGUCGUGGUAUCGGCUUGAGGGGGGAGAUACACGGCCGUGACUAUAACCGAAGAAAAUUAUCUUGGGAGAUAAUACGGUCUGCAUUUGAUUGUGAGGUAUUCUAGGUCGGGUGAACAAAAGGACUCGAGUUCCUGUAUGUUACUACAAUUACACCAUGAGUCGUUAAUCAUGAAACACACACCUCCGCCCUUCUGCUUGCCAGAGAGAUAUUUAUUCCUGUCUGCGCGAUGAACUGAGAACCCAUUUGGCUGGACCGAUUUCGACAGAAUAUCCCAAGAGAGCCAUGUUUCCGUGAAACAAAGUAUGUUACAGGGCUUGAUGUCUCUGGAAAGAAUCCUUGCCCGGAGCUCGUCGACCUUGUUAACCAGAGACUGAACAUUAGUGAGUAGUAUACUUGGAAGCGGUGGGUGGUGUGCGCGCCUCCUAAGUCGAACCAGCAGGCCGCUCCGAGUGCCUCUCCUCCGCCAUCGAUGUUUUGGGUCAGCCGCUGGGAUCAGUUUUGUUGCCCUGGGGAGAGCAAACAAAGGAUCUGCUUCGGGAAAGUCGUAUUCCUGGUCGUAAUGCUGGUGAGUUACCGCCGCUCUGAUAUCCAAUAGUUUUCCCCGGCUGUAUGUAAUGAUACAAAACACUUUCUGAGCUAAUAAUGUAAAAAAUAAUACAUAAAAAAACAAAAUACUGCAAUGUUUCCUAAGAGCUAGUCGCAAGGCCGCCAUCUUCGUCGGUGCCAGGUACAUGAAGGGGGGUUGUGCGGUAGCAGUGAGAACAGUCUAUGACUUGGUGACUGGAGUCUUUGACAAUUUUUUGGGCUUUCCUCUGACACCACCUAGUAUAUAGGUCCUGGAUGCAGGAAGCUUGGCCCCAGUGAUGUAUUGGGUUAUAUGGUUGGAUGCCGAGCAGUUGCCAUACCAGGCGGUGAUGCAACCGGUCAGGAUGCUCUCGAUGGUGCAGCUGUAGAACUUUUUGAGGAUCUGGGGACCCAUGCCAAAUCAUUUUAUUCUCCUGAGGGGGAAAAGGCGUUGUCGUGCCCUCUUCACGACUUUGUUGGUGUGAUGUGGACACCAAGGAACUUUAAUCUCUCAACCCGCUCCACUACAGUCCCUUCGAUGUGAAUGAGGGCGUGUUUGGCCCUCUUUUUCCUGUAGUCCACGAUCAUCUCCUUUGUCUUGCUCACGUUGAGGAAGAGGUUGUUGUCCUGGCACCACACUACCAGGUCUCUGACCUCCUCCCUAUAGGCUCUCUCAUCGUUGUCGGUGAUCAGGCCUACAGUCUUGGAUAUUUGGCUUCAUUUGGACAGUGUAGACAGUUAAGUCACAGGAAGAGACUGGUUGAGCAGAGACGUGGAGACAUGACCCCCUCCCAAAGCCACACGCUGGCUCAUGAUUGAUGGUGUUUGUGUGUUUAUCAUAUAGCUUAGUGUGUUCUGUAGGGAAGGCAGCAGGCAGGUCGACAGGCCGCUGUGGACUGAACGUGUUGCUGAAUGUAUUAGGCAGUGUCUCUAGUGUGAGCUGCGCUAUGUUGCUUUUUCCAGAGGACAGCGUCUGAGUGUUGGGCUAGUCUGGGGAAAUACCCAUCAUCCAAAUAUGGAGAGGUAGAAAUAGAUGUAUUGAGGAGGCAAACAUAGGCAAACACCACACACACAAACACACACACUUACUGGAAGUCCUGGAGUGUACACACACUCAUACUGUAUACCCACCUGCUGCAUUCCUCCACUUUUUUUUCUUAUUUUGUUUACCUUUAUUUUCCCCUGUUUCUCCUCUCAUUAGUUCAUUGCUCUUUAUUGUACUCUUAACCACUUGAGGGAGCAAUAUAGGGCUACUUAAAUUCCCUCCUGACUGUUUACACACUGCUGAAGGCUUUUCCUCAGCAUCCAGCCAACUAAUAGAGAUGACCAGGUGCUUAAAGGAGAAAACUCACUAGACUGCUUGUCGGUCUGUACAGUAGGGGGCCGUUUGUUUGCUGACGGCACGGUGUGUUAUAGGGACUACCCCACCGGUGUGGGACUGACAGAUGUCAUUUUUGCCCGUUUCUACAUGUAUAAUUGGUUUGCACUCGGUUUGCAAAUUACGUCUGGCACUCUGUUCAGAGGUGCUAAGUACUCUCGGACCGGCAGACACUUAGCAAUCCUACUGGUCUGUCCAUGCCUUAAGGCUUAUGAGGAACAUUGCUUAAAGAAGAGAGAGAUUCACACACUGUUCCGAAGGCCAUUUCUUAAAGUCUCGUAGUACGAUACGUUCUUAAAGCGAUUCACACACAUGCCAUCCAGUAUGAUAGGAAGGAAGUUGCUAGAUGAUCCUUUUAAUUCUGCAGCCGUUGCAACAUCAGGGACUAUCCUUCGCUGCUGGGCCGAGUGAGGGAGCAUCCGUAACCAGACUCACAAAUCACCCUCACGGACACACAGACAGGGCUGUGACUGGUAGGCAGUAGCGAAGGACUCCCAACAGUCCCUGAUGUCGCAUUGGCUGCAGAAUGAAAAGUAUAAUCUAGCAACUUCCUUCCCAUCAUACUGGAUGGCAUGUGUGUGGAUGGCGUGUGUGUGAGAGAGGGAGAGAAUCUCGCUAGGAACAAAAUAUAAUUUGUUUUGAAUCUGAGACCUUUUUAUAACAUCUGAGUUGUUUGGAUUCAAAAUCUAAGUUGUUGACCAAUGGGUAUUACUGUAAAGUUUUUCGUUUUUUCUUUCCAUGAUCAUUAUGGAGUUUAUCCACCCGGCCACAUUUUAAUGUCAGUGUAAAAACAAGAAGAUUUUGUCACGUUGUAUAAUGAUUUGAAGAUGGGCAGGAAUACGUAUUAUGGGUUUUAUUUACUCCACCCAAGACAAACACGUAUAUAUAUAUAUAUAUAUACCAAAGGGAUGUAACCCAAACAAAGAGCGAGGUGUAACCUCUACACAAUACACGGGACGAGACCCGUGAACAACAAGAGCACAAUACACGGUACUCACGAGACCAACGGACAUGGGACAAUAAUCGACAAGGACAAUGGGGAACAGAGGGCACAUAUAUACACAUUCUAAUCAGGGGGAAUGGGAACCAGGUGUGUGUAAAGAGCCAAGACAGUCUGGGGUUGGUGGUAAUGAUCCAUGUCAGUGACGCCUAGAAAGCCGGUGACAUAGACCUCCGGAACUGGUGAACGGAAUGAGCAGCAGUACCGGGGGGAUCCGUGACAGAUUUGGCUGAUUGAUGUACUGUGUAUUGUGCUCUUGUUGUUUACGGGUCUCGUCCUGUGUAGCUCAGUUGGUAGAGCAUGGCGUUUGCAACGCCAGGGUUGUGGGUUCGAUUCCCACGGGGGGCCAGUAUGAAAAAUGUAUGCACUCUCUAACUGUAAGUCGCUCUGGAUAAGAGCGUCUGCUAAAAUGACAAAAAUGCAAAAAUAUAUAUAAAGCAAAGCUUGAUAAAAUGGAACCUCUAAUCCCACGGCAGCAUUUGGUUCGAUAUGAACGGAAGCGUCCGGUAGGUUCAGCACACGCUGGCUAACACAUACUCUACAGGUUUCAUGUGCUGUGCUGGGAUUAUUAACACGCUCAUAAACAGGGAAUUAAGACAGCCAGCAAACGUGGUGGACUGCAUUAAAUAGGUGGCUGAUAAAGGGGGCGUUUGAUGCCAUUGUCUUCCCCAUCGACAUCGUUGAGUUUUGGAAGCCAGAUUGCCAUUGCCCCCCCCCCCCCCCCCCCCCCCCCCCGCCAACACUAGGGUGGACGAUUGCCUUUUAGCUUAUGUCUAAAACAGAUAUGUGUGGUCAGGGAUGCAAAGACUGAAAGUGGUAUUAAAGAGCAGCAUUAUGUUCUUUUUGAGUGAAUAGAAAAACGAGUGCUUGUUUUGUGAAUGAACUGGCGAGUCCCUUUUCACUAGGUCCCUGGCUGCUCGGCUGUUUUGUGAAUGAAUUCUUGAAAGGCAAAGCUAUCAGAGCUCUGUAGCUCAGCUCUGCUCUCUGUGUGUCAGAGAGAAAGGCAAUCACUGAGCCUCACCGCAUAAACACUUCCACUAUGCAACCACUUCCUCACUCUCUCUCCCCCUUUUCUCCCACUCCCUUUUGUUUCUCUUGUCACUCAGUCGCUUCCUUUCGUGCACACUCCCUUUCAUGCUCUCUCUCUCUCCCUUUCUAGCUGACUUCCUGUCUUUCUCUCUCCUUCGCUCUCACUUAUUUCAAUUAGGCACUCUUCCCAUCUUUUAUUGCCGAAUGUUGUCGUCUUUCAUCCUGGAUUCCAGAGAGAGAGCGAGAGAGAGAGGAAAAACACAAAGAGAGGGGGAAAGAGAGAGCUGGAGGGCCGGUGGGACAUGUUAUUGUGCUGUCUGGUGUCUGUGUGUCGGAACUCUAAAAUAACGAGGGAGGAGGGGAAGAGAGGGAUGAGGAAGUCUCCCAGGUCCACCCAGCUAGCUACUGUAGACGAGGGGAAUUACACAAUCAAAUUCUCCCGAAUGCCUAUGGCUUCAUUUAAUGAAUUAUCAAAAUAAUGUACAGAAUUAUGCAAAUCCCCAGAUCUGCACUCAUUCAUUAUUUGUCAUUCAAUUUCAAGGUCUUGUUUGAUACUUGUUGAGCAUCAGAAGGAAUUCUUCUCUUAAGACCCUUUCUCACAAAUAAUUUGUAUGCAAAAAAUUAAUAUGAGCACGUCUUGUUUAUGACGCCGUUCACACCAAUUGCUAAAUAUUGUCCUGCCACAAUCCGUCAAUAUGUAAUGGCAGACCUGAUGGAAACAGAACAUUUAACUUUUCAAAUAUCGACAAAACACAAUACGCUAGAGAAGGUGGGAUCUUUUUGUGUCGGUAAAAUGAAUUAUGCAAGAAAUGUCGGUGGAGACGCUUUUAUGCACAAAUAUUGAUAUAAUAACCAUCAUAUCGAAGUAAACUUGGUGACAGGUUGUGUGGUCCUCCCACUACGACUUGUCGGGAAAGCAUGCAGUUUAUUAGGCUACAGAUUAAAUAAAUGAUGAUGAACUUCACAGGGUAGUGAAAGUGCAAGGUGAUGAGCUUGAUGCUUCUUUCCAAUAAAUAUCGAGGGUCUUAUUCUGGUGAUAUGAUAAUUGAUGCUUGGCUGCCGUUUGACGAAUAAAAAUAAUAUUGCUUUUAUGUCCAUAAUAAUAAUCUCAUCAUGUAGGGCAGGCUAUACGUGCGCUCUAGCCAACAGCACGCAGAUAGCGCUGUGCAUGUAGCAAUACCAGAGUGGGCAAACUCGCUAUAUAAUUCAAAAAAGAAUUGUGAGAAAACCAUCAGUAGAGUUGAAAAUGCCAUGGAAACCCAUUUUAACUUUACAUUUUUAUUCAGUAGGCCUACAUGGGAAUUUAACCUCAAAAGAUAUUUUUAUAUGUGCACUACAUCAUCACUCACAGCCUUUUAUCUGCAACAAGGCAAUUUGAUGGAAACACAUCUCUGGAGGGAAAAUUUUGAAUAUUUGUAUGAAAAUAUGUCGCAAAUUUGAUGCAAAUCUAGCUACUGACAGAUUGCACAUGGCCACUGACAGUGUGAAUUAAUGCAUUUCUCUCUGCCUGUAUUGUACGUUUGCAAUUAAUCAGUGCAGCAAUGUAUCAAUUUUGCCAAUGUAAUCACAUCACACCAGAGCUACACAUCGUUUUCACCAUUCAAACUUCCCUGCCAGGUCAUUACCAAUGCUGUAGACAAUUUUGUAGCCAUUCAGCAAGCAAGAGGAUCGAUCGAUGCUUCUCUCCUCGAAUAGGCCUAGGCCUAUUAGUUUUAAAAAAUUGGUUGAGGGCCUCCUGAGUGGCGCAGCGGUCUAAGGCACUGCAUCGCAGUGCUAGAGGCGUCACUACAGACCCAGGUUCGAUCCCAGGCUGUGUCACAACCGGCCAUGAUCGGGAGUCCCAUAGGGCGGCGGACAAUUGGCCCAGCGUCUUCCGGGUUAGGGGAGGGUUUGGCCGGGGGGGCUUUACUUGGCUCAUCGCGCUCUAGCGACUCCUUGUGGCGGGCCGGGCACCUGCAGGCUGACCUCGGUUGAACUGUGUUUCUUCCGAGACAUUGGAUGCAGCUGGCUUCCGGGUUAAGUGGGCGGGUGUUAAGAAGCGCGCUUUGGCGGGUCAUGUUUCGGAGGACGCAUGACUCGACUUUCACCUCCCGAGCCCGUUGGGGAGUUGCAGCGAUGAGAUAAGAUCGAAAUCCUUUCAUGGUUCAUCCUAUAAGAUGAAUAGCUUAUCCUAAUAUUUUCAGUAGCAUACUAUUUCUCCAUAGUAUAUUAUUUUCUCUCUCAUUACUGCAUCCUCUCUAGCCACUUUGAGCAACAUAUUGCCACUUAAUUGUUUUACUGGACUGAUGGCCUGCAUCUGAUGGUCAGUCUGAGGGGAGGGAGGGAGCAGCGGUAAGACUGCCUCUCAUGCACCGUUUACAUCGUACAUUUCAUUACGCCGUACGAAAUCUUCACAGAGUCUUGCCCGCUACUGAACGGACAAGUGUAGUUGCAAAAUAUGACCUUUUCAUUCAAGACAGAAUGAAUACACUGCUCAAAAAAAUAAAGGGAAGACUUAAACAACACAAUGUAACUCCAAGUCAAUCACACUUCUGUGAAAUCAAACUGUCCACUUAGGAAGCAACACUGAUUGACAAUAAAUGUCACAUGCUGUUGUGCAAAUGGAAUAGACAACAGGUGGAAAUUAUAGGCAAUUAGCAAGACACCCCCAAUAAAGGACUGGUUUUGCAGGUGGUGACCACAGACCACUUCUCAGUUCCUAUGCUUCCUGGCUGAUGUUUUGGUCACUUUUGAAUGCUGGCGGUGCUUUCACUCUAGUGGUAGCAUGAGACGGAGUCUACAACCCACACAAGUGGCUCAGGUAGUGCAGCUCAUCCAGGAUGGCACAUCAAUGCGAGCUGUGGCAAGAAGGUUUGCUGUGUCUGUCAGCGUAGUGUCCAGAGCAUGGAGGCGCUACCAGGAGACAGGCCAGUACAUCAGGAGACGUGGAGGAGGCCGUAGGAGGGCAACAACCCAGCAGCAGGACUGCUACCUCCGCCUUUGUGCAAGGAGGAGCAGGAGGAGCACUGCCAGAGACCUGCAAAAUGACCUCCAGCAGGCCACAAAUGUGCAUGUGUCUGCUCAAACGGUCAGAAACAGACUCCAUGAGGGUGGUAUGAGGGCCCGACGUCCACAGGUGGGGGUUUUGCUUACAGCCCAACACCGUGCAGGACGUUUGGCAUUUGCCAGAGAACACCAAGAUUGGCAAAUUCGCCACUGGCGCCCUGUGUUCUUCACAGAUGAAAGCAGGUUCACACUGAGCACAUGUGACAGAGUCUGGAGAUGCCGUGGAGAACGUUCUGCUGCCUGCAACAUCCUCCAGCAUGACCGGUUUGGCGGUGGGUCAGUCAUGGUGUAGGGUGGCAUUUCUUUGGGGGGCCACACAGCCCUCCAUGUGCUCGCCAGAGGUAGCCUGACUGCCAUUAGGUACCGAAAUGAGAUCCUCAGACCCCUUGUGAGACCAUAUGCUGGUGCGGUUGGCCCUGGGUUCCUCCUAAUGCAAGACAAUGCUAGACCUCAUGUGGCUGGAGUGUGUCAGCAGUUCCUGCAAGAGGAAGGCAUUGAUGCUAUGGACCGCCCGUUCCCCAGACCUGAAUCCAAUUGAGCACAUCUGGGACAUCAUGUCUCACUCCAUCCACCAACGCCACGUUGCAACACAGACUGUCCAGGAGUUGGCGGAUGCUUUAGUCCAGGUCUGGGAGGUGAUCCCUCAGGAGACCAUCCUCCACCUCAUCAGGAGCAUGCCCAGGCGUUGUAGGGAGGUCAUACAGGCACGUGGAGGCCACACACACUACUGAGCCUCAUUUUGACUUGUUUUAAGGACAUUACAUCAAAGUUGGAUCAGCCUGUAGUGUGGCUUUCCACUUUAAUUUUGAGGGUGACUCCAAAUCCAGACCUCCAUGGGUUGAUACAUUUGAUUUCCAUUGAUCAUUUUUGUGUGAUUUUGUUGUCAGCACAUUCAACUAUGAAAAGAAAAAAGUAUUUAAUAAGAUUAUUUCAUUCAUUCAGAUCUAGGAUGUGUUAUUUUAGUGUUCCCUUUAUUUUUUUGAGCAGUGUAUAUUUUUUCAGGGGAUAAUAAAAUGUAUUUUGUUUAGUUACUUUUUCCUCAACUUGUUUCUCUAAGUCAAAAGUCAUAUAAUAUAAUAGUCUUAACAGCCUUUAUUUAUUAUUUAACAUUACUAUUAAAAUAGUACUCACUAGGAAUGGGUCAUUGUUUAUUCAACGCUGGUCUGACCAAUCGGAAUCCACACUUCAAGAUUGUUUUGAUCACACGGACUGGAAUAUGUUCCGCGUAGCUUCCGAAAAUAAUUUAGACGAAUACACUGAAACGGUGACUACGUUUAUCAGGAAGUGUAUAGGUGAUGUUGUGCCCACUGUGACUAUUAAAAACCUACCCUAACCAGAAACCGUGGAUAGAUGGCAGCAUUCGCGCCAAUCUGAAAGCGCAAACCACCGCAUUCAACCAUGGCAAGGUGACUGGGAAUAUGGCAGAAUACAAACAAUGUAGCUACUCACUCCGCAAGGCAAUUAAACUGGAAAAACAUCAGUAUAGAGACAAAGUGGAGUCGCAAUUCAACGGCUCAGACACGAGACGUAUGUGGCAGGGUCUACAGACAAUCUUGACAAGCUAAACACCUUCUUCGCCCGCUUUGAGGAUAACACAGUGCCACUGACGAGGCCCACUACCAAGGACUGUGGCCUCUCCUUCUCCGUGGCCGAAGUGAUUAAGACAUUUAAGCAUGUUAACCCCCGCAAGGCUGCCGACCCAGACAGCAUCCCUAGCCACGUCCUCAGAGCAUUCGCAGACCAGCUGGCUGGUGUGUUUAUGGACAUAUUCAAUCUCCCUCUUUCCCAGUCUGCUGUUCCCACAUGCUUCAAGAUGGCCACCAUUGUUCCUGUACCCAAGAAAGCAAAGGUAACUGAAUUAAAUGACUAUCGCCCUGUAGCACUCACCUCUGUCAUCAUGAAGUGCUUUCAGAGACUAGUCAAGGAUCAUAUCACCUCUACCUUACCUGUCACCCUAGACCAACUUUAAUUUGCUUACCGCCCCAAUAGAUCCACAGACGAUGCAAUCGCCAUUAUACUGCACACUACCCUAUCCCAUCUGGACAAGAGGAAUACCUAUGUAAGAAUGCUGUUCAUAGACUAUAGCUCAGCAUUCAACACCAUAGUACCCUCCAAGCUCAUCAUCAAGCUCGAGGCCCUGGGUCUGAACCCCGCCCUGUGCAACUGGGUCCUGACCUUCCUGACGGGCCGCCCCCAGGUGGUGAAGGUAGGAAACAACAUCUCCACUUCGCUGAUCCUCAACACAGGGGCCCUACAAGGGUGCGUGCUCAGCCCCCUCCUGUACUCCCUGUUCACCCAUGACUGCGUGGCCAAGCACGCCUCCAACUCAAUCAUCAAGUUUGCAGACGACACAACAGUAGUAGGCUUGAUUACCAACAAUGACGAGACCGCCUACAGGGAGGAGAUGAAGGCUCUGGGAGUGUGGUGCCAGGAAAAUAACCUCUCACUCAACGUCAACAAAACAAAGGAGAUGAUCGUGGACUUCAGGAAACAGCAGAGGGUGCACCCCCCUAUCCACAUCGACGGGACCGCAGUGGAGAAGAUGGAAAGCUUCCAAGUUCCUUGGCGUACACAUCACCGACAAACUGGAAUGAUCCACCCACGCAGACAGUGUGGUGAAGAAGGCGCAACAGAGCCUCUUCAACCUCAGGAGGCUGAAGAAAUUCAGCUUGGCACCUAGAACCCUCACAAACAUUUACAGAUGCACAAUUAAGAGUAUCCUGUCGGGCUGUAUCACCACCUGGUACGGCAACUGCACCGCCCGCAACCCCAGGGCUCUCCAGAGGGUGGUGCGGUCUGCCGAACGCAUUAUUGGGGGCAAACUACCCAGCCUCCAAGACACAUACAGCACCCGAUGUCACAGGAAGGCCAAAAAGAUAAUCAAGGACAUCAACCACCCGAGCCACUGCCUGUUCACCCUACUAUCAUCCAGAAGGCGAAGUCAGUACAGGUGCAUCAAAGCUGGGACCGAGAGAAUGAAAAACAGGGGAUGGUGUUCUUGGGGUCAUAGGCAGCAUUCCUCCUCCUCCAAACACGGUGAGUUGAGUUGAUGCCAAAGAGUUCCAUUUUGGUCUCAUCUGACCACAACACUUUCACCCAGUUCUCCUCUGAAUCAUUCAGAUGUUCAUUGGCAAACUUCAGAUGGCCCUGUAUAUGUGCUUUCUUGAGCAGGGGGACCUUGCGGGCGCUGCAGGAUUUCAGUCCUUCACUGCGUAGUGUGUUACCAAUUGUUUUCUUGGUGACUAUGGUCCCAGCUGCCUUGAGAUCAUUGACAAGAUCCUCCCGUGUAGUUCUGGGUUGAUUCCUCACCGUUCUCAUGAUCAUUGCAACUCCACGAGGUGAGAUCUUGCAUGGAGCCCCAGGCCGAGUGAGAUUGACAGGUCUUUUGUGUUUCUUCCAUUUACGAAUAAUCGCACCAACUGUUGUCACCUUCUCACCAAGCUGCUUGGCGAUGGUCUUGUGGCCCAUUCCAGCCUUGUGUAGGUCUACAAUCCUGUCUCUGACAUUCUUGGAGAGCUCUUUGGUCUCGGCCAUGGUGGAGAGUUUGGAAUCUGAUUGAUUGAUUGCUUCUGUGGACAGGUGUAUUUUAUACAGGUAACAAGUAUAAAAUACCUGUAUAAAAGACACCUGGGAGCCAGAAAUGUUUCUGAUUGAGAGGGGGUCAAAUACUUAUUUCCCUCAUUAAGAUGCAAAUCAAUUUAUAACAUUUUUGACAUGCGUUUUUCUGGAUUUUUUUGUUGUUAUUCUGUCUCUCACUGUUCAAAUAAACCUACCAUUAAAAUUAUAGACUGAUCAUUUCUUUGUCAGUGGGCAAACAUACAAAAUCAGCAGGGGAUCAAAUACUUUUUUCCCUCACUGUGUAUGUAUAUUUUCUUAAAUUCCAUUCCUUACUAGUUUUGUGUGUAUUAGGUAUAUGUUGUGAAAUUGUUAGAUUUUACUGCACUGUCGGAGCUAGAAGCGCAAGCAUUUUGCUACACCCGCUAUAACUGUCACGAUCGCUCAUGAACGAGAAGGACCAAGGCGCAGCGAGAUAUGCAUUCAUCUUUAUUACACGUACUGAAAACACAACAAAACAACAAACGAAACGUGACGUCCAAGGUAGACUAAUAACAUACCUCACACGGAACAAGAUCCCACAACUGACUGGUGCCAAAAGGCUGCCUAAGUAUGGUCCCCAAUCAGAGACAAUGAGCUACAGCUGCCUCUGAUUGGGAACCACCCUGGCCAACAUAGAUCUAAACGAUCUAGAAACAAAACAUAGAAAUAAACACCACACGAAAUAUACACACCCUGACUCAACAAAUUACCGUCCCCUGAGUCAGGACGUGACAAUAACAUCUGCUAAACACGUGUAUGUGACAAAUACAAUUUGAUUUGAUUGGAUUUGAAGUUGCUAGCUAUCCCAUAAAGCCGAAAACCACAGAGUUUCAUCUUAUUCUGUGGUUUGGUAACUUCCUGUUCUUCAACAGACUCUAGCUGGACUGAAGACGACACAAAGUUAGAAAAAUGUCAAAGUAUACGGCGUCCGUCUCGCAAUGGAGCCUUUAUCCGGAAGGGGGCGUUGCGUUUCCACUCCGUUGUAGACGUCCCCAUUGAAAUGUGAACCUUAUGGGUAUUGUGAACAAGGCUUCACCCGACUCACCGUCCCUCCGCUCUCCCUCCCUCCGCUUAGAAAAGUGGACACAGUCUUCCAGCUUAUGGCAAAACUCAAGUAGCAUUGCAUUAUUUCAGCCUCAUGCUCCAAUUCAUGUUUUUAGUCUGUGUGUAUUACCAGAGAAAGUGAAUUAUUCCUCUAUAUAAAAAAAAGACACAAGCUGCUAAUAAGAACAACGCAAGCUUAUCGGAACACUGCUAUACUCAUUCAUUGCAGCUGCAGUGCUGGUUGUAGCAUGAGUGGAAGUAGGGAGAAUGCGCAUUUUAUGGCUUACAAAAGUGUUAAACAAAGUGUUGACAGUGCUGAAUAACUUACUUAUAAAAACAGCAGCUCUUUGUUGUGUUCAUUGAGUCUGUCUCUAGUAAUGGUUUUAAAAGUGUUUAAAUCUCACAGUAUCAACUUUGCAGACAGAGUCAUCUGAGCUAUUUGAUUGGCCAACGGUAGGCCUAUAGGUGCACUUGAUUUGCUCUCUGGGCCUGCCGGGUAGGCGGAGUUCUAACUUCAGACACAUGAAACACUUUGCCUUCCCGGUGCUAGGGCUGCUGAAUCAAGUGCACCUACCGCCAACAGCACAAAACUAAUUUAAAAAAUUGGAACGCAAGGCUUUAUCAUUGGGUUUUUUACAGAAAUGUUGGUGAUCGACUAGGAAUGUAAUCGACCGCGAUCGACCGGUUGGUGACCACUGGUAUACAGUGAUAUAGAGGUGAUAGGAGAAAGUGUUCCUUGUCUGGGGACAUUGUUCACCUCUUGGGUAAUGGCGUGGGGCUGUAACAACAAUCAGUUCCUCAAGGGGUUUUGGCAUCUUUUGAGGAAUGUCUCAAACUUGACAACACUGAUUUUGAUCACACCGACUACCGUUAUUUCAUUCCUUUGCUAGGAUGAAAUGACAUUUCCUUAUCAGCUAGCUUGUUGUGAGGUGACACUAUGUGUUAUGAGUGUGUGACAGUGGGCCACAACUAGUGUUUGUGUGUGUCUUUCUCUCUGCAGGUUGAACUGUACCCCGUGUGCGGGGCUGUGUCCUAAGAUGUGUACGGGGCUGAAGACAGUGGACUCUGUGACAGCAGCCCAGGCUCUGAGAGGAUGCACUGUGCUCAACGGCAGCCUGAUCAUCAAGAUCCGUGGAGGGAGUAAGUACAGUAUACACCUACCCCUUCAAUACCCCAUCAUCUAUCCACCCCUUAUCAAAUUCAGGGUCCUUCCAACGACCCUCACCUACCUAGUAUAUUAUUUAGUCACUUAAAACACUCUCUUAGUGAUUUUUCCAGGUGCUCAAAAUGCUUUACAUUGAAAGUAAUUGAAACUCACCUCAUCCACUACCAAUGUGAACUGACUGUCUGUUUCUCCUCUUUCCAUCAGACAACAUAGCAGCAGAGCUGGAGGCUAACCUGGGUCAGCUGGAGGAGAUAACAGGCUACCUGACCAUCAAGAGAGCCUAUGCCCUCGUCUCUCUCUCCUUCCUCCGCAAGUUACACAUCAUCCGAGGGGAGACCUUGACCCAAGAUGGGUAGGUCUCGGGUAGAAGUGCACUAUAUAGGGAAAAGGUUCCAUAUCAGAUUUGGGGUUGAAACAUUGUCCAAAUUAACAUAGUACUUGGGAGCAUAGACCAGUGUGCAGAUUAUUUUUCUUUUUUUUGCUUCUACUGCCAUAUCAGAUGUGCCUUAGGUCUUACAGACUGACUAGUUUGUUCUUUUUCUCAACAUGUACCUUCUCAGGAACUACUCGUUCUACGCGCUUGACAACCAGAACCUGCGUCAGCUGUGGGACUGGAACAAACAUAACCUGACCAUCCUCCAGGGGCGCAUGUUCUUCCUUCACAACUCCAAGCUGUGCAUGUCUGAGAUCCGCAAGAUGGAGGAGGUGACGGGCACCAAGGGGAGAGACAUCAAGAAUGAAAUCGCCGGCAGGACCAAUGGAGACCAGGCCUCCUGUAAGACCAGACAACACUUUAGACAAAAAAUAUAAUCAUAUGGUCAUGUAGUAGACGCUAUUACUCAAAGGUUACUUAUGGUUAACAUUUACUAUUACGUAUUUAGUGGCCCUUUAUGGCUCAGUUGGUAGAGCAUGGCGCUUGCAAUGCCAGGAUUGUGGGUUUGAUACUAAAAUGUAUGCACGCAUGACUGUAAGUUGCUUUGGAUAAAAGCGGUCAGUAGGUCAGAUCUGUAUUUACAGUUUUCUUUACUUCUUCUACAAUAUUGCUAUUCUCUCACCUCCCUGAUUCGCCCUGAUCAAUCCUCUCCUUUGGCUGAUGUCUGUCUCUGUUGUUGGUCUCCAGGUGAGAACCAGGUCCUGAAGUUCACCACAGUGCGCACGCAGUCAGACAAGAUCCUCAUCAAGUGGGAACCGUUCUGGCCGCCGGACUUCAGAGACCUACUAGGCUUCAUGGUCCUCUACAAAGAGGCGUAAGUAGGAAACAAUACAUGAAUACAUAAAUACCUAGAGGUGUACUGUGCUGCAAGUAAGUUAGUACCCUUGUCUGAGCCAGAAUGGCCCAUAGGGAAGGAGCCGAUCAUCUGUUUCUAUAGGGUGAGGCAGCUUGAUGGACAUGUACACCCCUGGAGCGGACGUUAUUCUAUGGCAAGGUACUGCAGGUAGAAAAACAUGAAUACAUAUAAAUUAAGAAGAAACACAAAUACAUUCAGAAAGAGGUAGAAGUACUGUGUGAUGGACAUGCCGGUAAGCAGUAUUGAAAGACAAACAUACCAUGUCAUUAUUUAAGAACACUUUAGAAAGCUCCCGACACAGUCUAAAUGAUUGGACUUCUUAGCUGUAGCACAGAACAGGUGUCUUUUUCUGAAUAAAACAUGCUGUUUUAAGCAUCGAUCAGCAUGUGGUGGACAGUAUGAGUAAUGGCUAUUCUCUUCUCUUUGCAUUACUCUUCAGAAAGCUCAUACCACACUCCAUGUGAAUAGGUGUCCUGAUUGCAUUUCUUUGCUGUACUGCAGUAGAACUGAAUAUAUGACUAUUAAAUGAGUCUCUCUCUCCUCUCCUACAGUAUAAUAAUUUGAUUGCUCUUACUGUAGCUCGAGCAUUGAAUGUUUCUUCUUUACUAAAGGAGGGGCUAGUAGUGGGACAUUUGUUAACGGCUGUAAUCGACUAUGAAUGGUAGCUGCUACUGUGCUACUUUUCGAUGUGCAUAAUUAGGCCCCUCUCCUGUCAUCGUUUUGAAUCCAAGUCUCUUCCUUUCCAUGGCCAUCCCAAGAACUUAGUAUUGUGUAUGUGUGUGCCCCGCCCUUCCAGACCCUAUAAGAAUGUGACAGAGUUUGACUUGGCUUACGGUAUAUCUCUACUGUGUGUCUCUCUCUGUCCCCUUCCUUCUCCAGGCCUUAUAAGAAUGUGACAGAGUUUGAUGGCCAGGAUGCGUGUGGCUCUAACAGCUGGGUGAUAGCUGACGUAGACCCUCCACCCCGGGCCACGGAGGGGGAGCCUGGCUACCUCAUCCAUACUAUAAAGCCCUAUACCCAGUACGCCAUCAUGGUCAAGACCCAGCUCUCCGCCUCAGAUGAACACCAGGUCCUCGGGGCCAAGAGUGAGAUCAUCUACGUCCGCACCAAUGCCACCAGUGAGUCAAAACAGUCUUCCGUCCUUACAACAUUCUAAUCUACUACAUAUCAAAUCUUGUUGUGACCCAACAAAUACACAAAACAAUAUAUCUAGCUAGCUAGCUUUAACUCAAGUAAUUUGUAUUUUUACGUAACCAAAGACUCUGGAAACUAGAUGCGAUCCACCAAUACGUCCCAACCCGCCAGUAUGAUGACAAACCCUACUUUAACCUUGUUGUGUGUUGUUAUGUUUUAGAGCCGUCAGUGCCGCUGGACCCCAUCUCCUCAUCCAACUCGUCCUCCCAGAUCAUCCUGAAGUGGAAGCCCCCCACGGACCCCAAUGGCAACAUCACUCACUACCUGGUGUUCUGUCAGCAGCAGCCCGAGGACAGCGACCUCUACAAGUUUGACUACUGUCAAAAAGGUGAGACACAGAGGAUUGUCAUUAUUCAGAUGUUUACUUCAUAUUAUAGUUAAAAAAAGGUAAAUCAAUCAUAUCAAAUGAUCUCAUGGUUUUGUGUCUGAUGAUCUGUUGACCAUUGAGAAAGGGGUUUCAGGGUCCACUAUUUUGGGUUGGGAUUCAGUUGGAACGUGACAGUUGUGAUUGUAACCAUCUCUCUCUGUCUGUGUGCAGGAAUGAAGCUGCCGUCGCGGGCGCCCACCCAUCUAGACACUGACGAGGAGCAAAAGUGGAACCAGACAGAUGAGUCUGGGCCAGGGAGCCACUGCUGUGCCUGCCCCAAAACAGACACCCAGCUCAAGAAGGAGGCUGAA
Coregonus sp. 'balchen' is the source of this 30238-nucleotide messenger RNA. NCBI's taxonomy places the organism in Eukaryota, Metazoa, Chordata, Actinopteri, Salmoniformes, Salmonidae. The record is from the annotation of a GenBank genome assembly.